CUCAACUUUCAGACAGUACACAGUAUUGGACUCCAACCAAAUUUUUCAUCGUAAAAUUAGAGCUUUGAGUCUUGGUCUCCUAAGCAGCUACUUCAAAUCCAAAGGUAGGAUACAAGUUUUCAAAGAAAAUCGCUAAUCAGAAAAAAGCACCACAUUUUUUUAAAACUCAGUAUGGCCUCUUAUUAGGGGGCUAUAAUUUAAGUCUUGAGGAGAGAGAUUGAUUGAAGAGUCAUAAUUUUUUUUCAAGUUAAUCCUCUGAAACUGCGAGCAUGUACUUACCACAAUGACGAUAAAUCAUAGGAAUUACUUUAACAAUUUCUUGUCGAUUGUGAAUGUAAUUAGCUGAAAUGAAGCCGGGUUACCCUUAGCCGGAAAAAUACCGGCAGUGAGUUAAAAAAAACACAAAACGUAACAAGAAUUUUGAGGUUGGAUAUCUAUAACCAAGAAAAUAGCUGAUAUAUUUUGUCUUGCUAUAACCAAGGAUCUAUAGCACGACGAAGAAAAUCUUCUCAAUAGAAAAGCAAAGUGCCAAUAAAAAAGGUGGGUUAAGAAAAACUCAUUACCAAAUUCAGUUUGAAGCUUUUCAGAGGUCACUAAAGUUGAGUCACGAACUUUUGAUCCGCGAGGAGUCGUUCAAGGUUGGUCUUUUGUUAACCAAAGCCAAUUGUUAUUUGUUUUAGAUACCUCCGUAAUUAAUUUCUAAUUGUAACUUAGUCGGAGGAAGACUCUUUUUAAUCGUAACAAAGGAAAAAACAGGAAAAAAAUGAAAAUAAAGGAAUGAAACAAAGUUUCCUAACAUCUAUAGCAAAUGUUAAGCCGAAGAAGUAAAUAAAAUCGGAAAAAAAAAAUGCGUCGCAGAAUACUUCUUGCCAUCCGGAUAUCAUUCAAUUCAAUGAACACUGAUUUAUUAUCAUGACCUUUGGCAAACUGUUUUUAGAAGUGACAUUUAGAACAAAUUAAAACAUACGUUUUGAAACUUUCCCGUUAAUUUUCGAUUGUUUUUUUAUUUAGAGAAAACUACACUUGAGACAAAAAAACCGUUGGAAGAAAAAAAUUUUAACUUUUGAAUAACUUUUAGUCAUCAUAUGAAAACUAUUAAACUGUAAUGACUGUUAAUCCAGAUGAUACGGCUUGGUUACAGCAGAAAGGUUAUAGCUGUUGCAUUAUUUUAACUUUCUUUCACCUCAAGGUUUAAUUGGUAGUCCCAAAGUCUUAAAUAAAGUAAUUUUCAUAUUGAGCAGCCCAUAGAAGUCUGCGAACUCGUUUAUUUUAAGUUUCCUCGCUCUGUGAGUCCUUUGCUCGUAGGCACUGAAAUAAACUUUAACUUAUUAUUGUCAUUUUUCUUUUUGCUUUAGAAUUUUCAGAUGUAUUAAAAUGAUGUCCACUUUGAAUAUCCUGGUUUUCAUGUUGGUGCAAGGACAUGUGGUGAGUAAUGACAAACUAGGUUGAAUAAUUGGUUUUCUUUAAGAAAUUAAUUUUGAAUUUUAUAUUUGGGGGAUAUGCACAAUAGUCACUAACUGUGUUUUACUAGCUCAUUAUGUUAGAUUAAAGCUAGAUAUACCUAAGAUCUUCGCCUAAAACGUUUGAGAAAUUCCCCCAAACAGUGACACUCGUUCGCGUUCGAAAUGAUUCUGGACCGACAUACUGUAUUCAGUCUCCCAGGUUCCACAAAAAAAAAAUAAUGAUUGAAAACCGAUAAGCGACAAGUAACUACUAACCGACAUGGUCCAACAUUAUCGAUAUUUGAAUUAAGAAAGAAGAGCAUUUCCCCCCCGCCCUCCCAUUCACACCCUCAAAUUUUGCACACUUUGAAAAUCCCAACGCCAAGUCCUGAAGCCAACAUUCACACCCUAUCCACGACUCUGAGCUAGACGCUAUCCAGAAAAAAAAUUGUAUAUCAUUUUAAAGACUUCAAGAGCCCGCACCUCGUUUGGCAACUUACGCCCAUGUAACACUUUAACCCCUGAGGGCCCAGUGACUAGUAUCUAAAUUCUCACAAAGGUAUCACUUCUGAAUCAAAUAUUAGGCUCGUCGCGGCAAUUACGGAAUGACCGCAAACUUGAAUAUUUCGAAAAGAUCCUGAUUUUAAACUAUAUUCUCCUUGUCGGCGUCAUAGCAAAAGCAUAAAGAACAGAAUGGAGAAUAUAUCUGCUGACGUAAGGAUGUAAAGAGCUAAGCCAAAUAAAGGAGUUUUAUGUAAUGUGUAUAAUACUGUAUGACAGGUUUGCGACAGCGAGCUCUUUCCAGUUUCCAUGUUCGAGGUAGAUUCUGUCGAACACCAGCCGAUUGAUCCGCAGAAAAACGACGAAAUUGAGGCUCUCCAAGGAAUAAACGUUACUGAAAGGUAUACGACUAAUUGCAUAUACCAGGAGCUUAGCUCCUGCAACACAUCGGAUUGAGUGUAAUUCCAAUUACCUUGUCGUGUUUUGUAUUGCCUAUAUUUUGCAUCGAUCGUUAUCACAAUUACCAUGAUCAAAAGUAUCGUGACUUGAUUUGAAACAGUGAUUAUUAUGAAGCUUACCUAUCAAACAUAUUUCUAUAACUCAGUUUCAGGGCAAUGAUAUAUAUAGCUUCGGCAAAAUUCAGUGCGUUAGCUUUGAUUCCUUAUGGUACUCAGAUAUUUUCCACGUUCCCGACAGAGAAAAAACAUUUGUCUUCUUUCAUUACUGAGCUUUAAGUUACAAUCUUUUUCGUUCUUUUUAUUACAACAAGUCAUUUUUCUUUGUUAUAGAUUCGAAGACCCCAAAGUUACCACAGACGAUAUCACCUGGAUGAAGGAAAUUAUAAGUUACUACGGCUUCAAGGAACACCCUGGAGCUGACGCGUGGAGGGAACAACCUCUCUUUGAGGGUCAUCUUGGAAAACCGCAUUUCAAGACAGCAGCAAAAAAGGCGCAGGAUUUUUUUCUGAAAUUUAAAAAAAACGGUGGCAAGUCACCCUGGGAACUUUUACAAAAAGUGACAGAAGGUCAUAACAACAUACUCCUUAAAAUUACAGCCGUUAGGUAUCUUUUAGUUACUCACAUUCUUUGGCUUGUAAGUAAGGGGACAUUGACAGCUUGCAAGGAAAAGAGGAGCAGUUACACCGACAUUCCACAGAGUUGGGAGAUUCCCGAGGGUGGAGUGUGUUUUCCUAAACCAUAUGGCAGCGCCACUUACAAAUCGGACUACGACGUCGGGCUUAUAGGAAAAGAUUCUGGAACCGUCACUCAGGAAUUUAAUAGGUAUUUUCAAGCUAAAUUUUUUUUACCAUCGGAGCUUGUAUUUGACACAAAUGUUUACGCCUUCACUCUGGAGUUCGCCAUGCCUAAGAUGUUUCCCAGCCUUCCCCUCUCAUUUACUUUGGGUCUUCACAAAUUUGAGCAAUUCAGGUGGUACAAAAUGCAAGAAUUAGCCAGUGCCUAUUACAAGGUCUUCAAGUACAACCAAGAUUUUUUUGAGGAAAUGAAGAAUGGAGCUACUGACGAAAUAAAAGAUGAAAUGGCCAAGAGUGUGUUGCGUUCUUGGCUUAGAGAAUUUGAAGUUAUGAACGGGCAGGUGGCCUUGAGAAAACAAGAGACAGAGACACUGGCUGAGUUCAGAUUAGCCCACAAUGAACAGUACCAGAAGUACCUGCAAAGCAUGUCACAGGGGAAAACAGGAGGUUACCAAAUACAGUCAACAGGUAAUUAGAUAUCAGGCAGACUAAGGAUUUAUAUAACUGUUUAUAAUGGUAAAGGGACCGAGUGAAGCCCAAUUCGGACUGUAAUCAUACGAGUGAUUAACAAAAUCGGACGUCCGUUUUGUCAAUUACGAGUAUGAUUACUGACAUAAUUAAACGGCUCGAAGCAUGAGGGGACGCAAAUCGUCUGUACUGUAAGUAUCCCGGAGAGUCCCCUACAUUUUCUUAGACUAAAAGUGGGGACUGUAAGGUGUCAUAAUCCUGUUGCUGCUGACAUCGAUGUGACAGAUAAUUGCUUUGCACUGUUUUCUUUGCCGGCUUAUACUUGUCAUCAAGUUUCAAUUAGACGGCUAUCAUUUUUCACAAGAAUAAUGAAGUUUUCGUAAAUUGUGAGAUCGGAUGGGAUUAAAAUGGGAUUAAAUCACCUACAGAGCUUGAUAUGUACUUACAGUGCAGACGAUUUGCGUCCCCUCAUGCUGUUACCAGUUAAUCAUAACCGUUACAAUUUCCGAAAAAAACAUAUACAUUUGAGACAAACAUCUCUGGUAGAGACAAUUUCUAAAAGAAAAAAUCCUCCAUAUUGGAAAUUCCCCAGAUUUUUCAUUUUCAAAAUUAAAGCAGCUAAUUCACCAAUAGCAGUCGAGGAGAUUGUAGUGGUUAUGAUUAAUGAAAGAAAUGCGUCUCACCGAGGAAAAAUAAUUCAAAAUGCACGAAAUGUCCCAUUAGCACUAAUUCGUUACGAUACUGACCUCGAUACUCCCCAUUGAUGAUGUGAGUAACUAAAUAGAAACUUCAUGCAAGAUCCUUUAACUUUUUCGUUUUAAUCAGCGGUACAAAAAGUACCGAUGAAAAAUUUAUAAAAAGGGUGCCACUUCCCGCACAGCGCGUUAUGAUAAAUUAUAAAAAAUAGGACCCCGAAGAUUUGGUAUCAUAUACAUAUAGGCUUGAAUCGACAGUUAUGUCUAAUUACGCUGUUUCACAGAUUACCUCUCCAAGGCCCUCCUCUAUGCUGCAGAGGCAUAUCACACCCGAGGCGCCAUUCGACAUGUGGUACAGGGUCUUCAGAUGAAUGCAAUCUCCACGAGUCAAUAUUACACGCCGCUAUCAACUUAUGACCUGUGGGUGUCCAUGAUUGAAAACUGGGGAGAGGCGAAUAAAGAGUACAAACACUGUGGAAAGAUUUCCGUGGCGAAGUGCUUGAUGAAGAUGAGUAAGUACCUGUCGAGAAUGUUUGACGCGAUGCGAGUGAUCCGCCGUUCCCGUCUGCCAAAGAAAGACAGAAAAGGAUUGCUAGACUUCGGAACAAUGGACGACCCAGAGUUCGUGACUGACCUUCUACUGCGAUACCGAAGGAGUGGCAAGGAACCCUCGUCAGCAGCUAAUCAAUUUGUAAUCCUUUUUUUGGAAAAGUUCAAUUGUAAAAGUCCUUAUUCAAAAAAUUUGUAUUUUGGGUUGGAUUGUUUGAAAAAAAUCCAUGAGAAAGUGAAUGCCUACAACAAAAAGUUGGCUGCCAAUGUGAACGAGGCAGAGGGGAUGAAAUUCAUUUGACCCCCUCGAAACUAUUAUUGAAGAUCGUCAAAAAAGACAGGUGGAAAUGUAGAAAUUCACCAAUUAAGAAAAUUGCAAAUUCUCAAAAAUUACUAUAAUAUCUAAAGAAACGCUACAAAAACGACGUAUCCAAAAAAGUAUUCUCUAUUUACUCAUUUCACAGUUACUGUACAUUAAAUCAGUCUUUACUUAUCGUAAUGAUUCUAUUUAGAGCCCGGGCACUUAUAACCUUCUGGUACCUCAAGGGAGGGCGCUUCUUCAAAACAGGGCGUUUAUUUCUCUUCCGAAAUGUGAAAUGUGUGAAACAAAGCUUUGGUGUUUAUUUGAAAGGUAUUAAGAUGACUGAGACUGAAUGAAUUUGUUUCCUUGGAUCCUUGCUGGCUCGAACGACCAGCCAAGCAAUCGUCACAAAGUUUUAAGACGUGAUUAUUUGUUUUAAGGAACUGCGUACUUACCUACGUAGGAACCCCACGUAGACAUAAUGGUUGAGGGACAGUGACGUGGACCACUGUUUUUAUAAUGAGGCUUUGAGUGAAAAAUGGUGGGAAGUUGAGCUACAGUUGAUCUCAUUGGAAUAGGGGCUGCUUAUUAAAAUAAGAAUAUUUUUACUCAAAAGCGGCGCUCAUUAGCAAAAAUCAGAUUCAAGGGGGGGUGCUUGGUGGAGAGAGGCGCUUAUUGGAUUGAGGGCUCUAAAUUGAAUCAUUGCGGUACCGGAUAAAGAGGUGUCAAUAGAAACUCUUGUUUAUGAAAUUUUUAAGUGGUUCUUUAUGCAACAUCUGGCCAGGAAAAACCAUUGGCCGAAGAUUUCCUUGUUUCUCAUGGCUGUGUAGCUUAUGACUAGGGCACAACUGCGGCUUGCAAGUGGACAAAUUGUGACAACUUGGACAGUGGAGAUAGGACACUUAGCGUGAGAAUCCAUGGUUGUACUUCAGUGGUCAUAGAUUUUGAUUAAAAGCGAGGUAACUAAGAUAACUAUCUGCUGGUUAAUAUAGAUUGCAUUUGGAUAGUCUAAAAAAUUGACGAUCCCAACUUCUAAUCGCUCGACCACUGAAAACGAAGUCAGUCUGAUUUCAGGCGUGUACUGUUGAAAACUGCCAAAAUUGAAACUGUUGAAUCUACGUUGUAUAUUUGAACGAAGGAAUCAGAGUUCUUCAUUGAGCUUGUGGGUGAUAAAGGAACAGUUGAGGCCAAUGGCGCUAGCGAAAGAGACUACCCUUUGGGGUUGGGCUGCUCGAAGCAUACUUAGUUCCAGUCCAGAUUUUGUACGGCAAUGGCAACCUAAUGUGUUGUUUUGUUGCCAACUCGGGAUUAAAGUCAAACGUGCUACAACGAUCCCGACCAAGAAAAACUACUUUACUCUAAGUACCUAACCUUAAAGCAACAAGUUAAGUUCACGAGUUUAUAUUGGGCCUUGUCAAGUUACUUUAAUCGCAUUUAUCAAAAAGAAAAAAUAAUGAAAACUCUUUCUCAAAAGCCAACAGUUGUACCAAGUAUUGUAACACCAAAGUUAGAUUUACUGCUUCUGUAAACUCAGGUAAUCAUGCUGAAAUAAAAGACUGUUG
Pocillopora meandrina is the source of this 6770-nucleotide messenger RNA. NCBI's taxonomy places the organism in Eukaryota, Metazoa, Cnidaria, Anthozoa, Scleractinia, Pocilloporidae. The record is from the annotation of a GenBank genome assembly.